AACCUCCUGAUCUGAAUUUUAAAAUGAAACAACAUAAGACAAUAACUUAUAACUGUAUGCUCAUCACUCGUUAUCCAAAAUCAACUGUGUUACUCGAAAGAUGUCGCUGUUUGUUUUACUAGGUAAGGAAUUGAUUUUAUCUUUAUCAAUUUGUGGUUUAUCAUAUUUGUGUGUAUAUUGUUUCUUGUUAAUAGUCUCUUUUCGGAUUUUUCUUUUAAAAGGUUGUGUGUUCUUUUUUUUAAUCGUAUUCUUUUCUGUUUUGGCAUGGUAUACAUCAUUUUUUGUUGUAUCAAUCUCAAUACUCAGACCUUUAGAAUCACUAUAAUGAGUUUUAAUUUCAUAAUUAUCUGAAACGCUUUCGUCUUUAUCACUCCUGUCUUCAAUAUCAGAAGAAUCAUUUUCACUGUCUUUCUCUUCUUCACUCCUUUUAGUACCUUUGAAUUUUUCUGUAAAAAGCUUAAUAUAUUCUUUGUAAGUGACUGUUGGGUGUGGCGUUAUUUUAUAAGAUAACGUUGUCCAACGAUAAGGAGCGUCUAGGUCGAAAUCGACGUUAUUUGGAUAAUUUAUAGGAAUGUUCUUUUUUUGUGAAGUAGUCAAGAUAAUUGAUUUAGUUUGUCUACUACUUUCAGAAUAGCUUGAACCAAGCGGUCGUAGGAUCUACCAAGGCAAAAGAACUAAAGUAAAGUACUUUCCGUUCAUGGCCAGUAUUGAAGUGUUCAACAAGUUUCAAUGUGGCGGUUCCAUCAUCAAGUCUGAUCUGGUCAUCACCGCAGCUUCAUGUUUGCAAUUGGCAUGGAAUAAUCGCUUCUUCCGAGAGAACCCAGCGUUUUUGGCCGUUCGCGUCGGCAGCACGUAUUAUAAUGGCGGCGGUGAGGUGAUACCGGUCCUUGAAGUCUAUUUCCACCCCUCUUACAACCCGAAGAACUUAAGAAGCAACAUUUGCUUACUAAGACUCCAGCGGAGGAUCAAAUUUAGGAGAAGAACUAAGAGAGUGAGAAAGAUUGAUAUUGAUAGAGAAGAUAAUCCUCUGCCUUUGAAUACCGAUGGUGUUGCCGUUGUUGGUUGGGGGGCUAAAAGGGCGAGCAACAUUGUCGUCGAUCCUUGGGAAAAUAGAUUAUCCUUUUCAGUCCUUGAUGUUUAUCCAAUGUGGGAUUGUAAGGAUGUGUAUUCCAGUCAAUACGUAACAAAGGAUAACUUCUGUGCCGGUUUCCUAUCAAAGGGCGGAGGCGCUUGUAAUCACGACGUUGGCGGACCGGGUAUUGUGAAUGGCCUUUUAGCUGGUAUUAUCAGCUUCGGAGCUCCCGUGUGUGGUGCAUCCGAUGCUCCCACCGUCUUCGUCAAAGUUGGGUUUUACGCUGAUUGGAUAGAUGAAAUAAUGUCGCAGGACGUUCCGCACGGGAAGAAAAGAACAACAUUGAAACCUCCAGUCUACACGCACAUGCCAUCUUACAAGCCUGAAACUACGACUUUCAUAAUCGAACCGUUGAGGGAGUCCAAGUUAGAAGACGAGGUAACCAUCAACAAGGAACUGCGGCAGUCGAAAUCAGAUAACAAGGGGUUAUUCAAAGAAUUCCUAAGAACGAUGUUUAACGAGGAAGAAAUCAAGCAAUAUGCUGAUUUAAUUGAUGAAACGGAAAUCGAUAACGAUAAUAUUGGUGUUAAUGAAACAAAAUCUGUGACAAAACUUGAUUUUGAAACAAGUGAAGUGACCGAAACUUAUCAAAAUAAAAUUACCCAAGAAAUUCAAGUUAAAAGACUAUCGAAGACAAAUUUGAUAAAACCAGUGGAAAUUAGGAAUACUGAAAAUAAGAAAACUUCUAAAUCAGAUAAAAAUGAAAAUAAAGAUUUAAAAAUCACAGACGAAAAUAUUUUAACUUUACUUUAUUUGUCUGAUGACGAAAAGAAAGAAAUGGCAGAACGCACAGAUAACGAAAGUGGCCUAGGUAUAGCAACAGAUCCAUUUAAAGAUUUAACGUUCAGAAGUAAUUCCUCAAAUGCAAUUAAUUCGAUACAUAAGGACGAAUUUUACGAUUUAAUUGCAGAAAUUAUUGAUGAAACGGAGAAACGAACUAAAAGAUGAAUGCAUAUUUAAUUUAAUAAUAAAUAUUUUGAUUUUU
Molecule: messenger RNA, 2117 nt
Organism: Bombyx mori (domestic silkworm)
Lineage: Eukaryota; Metazoa; Arthropoda; Insecta; Lepidoptera; Bombycidae
Exons: 7
Coding region: 698-2080 (460 amino acids)
Biological process (GO): proteolysis
Molecular function (GO): serine-type endopeptidase activity
Source: RefSeq, a predicted model, not a curated record